AUGACCAAUUGGCUGCUGGAUGUACAACAUCAUAAAAACAAAAUACUUCUAGUUCUCGAGUAUUUGGAAUUCAAUCUAUGGGAGUUCAUGCGUAAAUUCCCAUCAACCGCUAAGGACCUACACAUCAUAAAAAUUCUUCAUGGUGUUUCAUAUUGUCAUUCACAAAAAAUUAUCCAUCAGGAUUUGAAGCCACGAAAUUUGCUGAUAGAUCGAAAUAAAAUACUGAAAAUUGCAGACUUUGGAAUGUCCAGGUCAGUUGAUGUCCCUCUCAAGAUAUACACAAAGAAGGUGGCAAGUCUUUGUUAUAUGGCUUCUGAAAUCCUGUUCGGCGAUGGGCAGUAUUCUGCUCCUGUAGAUAUUUGGCUUUUGGGCACUCCAAAUGAAGAAACCUGGCCUGGAGUGACCUCAUUGUUUCCUUGCCUUUGUGAAAUAAUCCAGAGUCCUCCUCAGGACCUGGCAGAAGAAGUCCCAGGCCUCGAACCUGCGGGAGUUGAUCUUCUUUCUGAAAUUUUGAAGGCUAUAAUUUUACACCGGGCUUGCACAAGCAUUUUGUCUUUCUUUUGUGUAGACUUAAACCAGCUUAAAUCAUAUUACCCAUACGCCAACCAAGAUGCCCUUCGUGCUGCACUCCGAUACCGUCAUUGUGGUUGGGUUGAGCUGCUUAACUUCGAACCGACCUACCGGUAUAGCAGAAUGAAGAAGACCAGGGUGACUGAUUUUCUCCUCGAACCAUCACCUGAACCGGACCCAAACUCGUCCCAAAUCAACCUUAUUCCCUUUACGGAAGAACAAGAAAUGGCCAAGCGCCGUGCUGUCCGCGCCUUAAUCACCGAACAAACCAUAACUCCAAUUGCCGAGGUUCAAACCGAGGCACCACAGGCCGGUUAG
Messenger RNA from Camellia sinensis, 888 nucleotides. NCBI's taxonomy places the organism in Eukaryota, Viridiplantae, Streptophyta, Magnoliopsida, Ericales, Theaceae. The record is from RefSeq and is a predicted model, not a curated record.